This is a messenger RNA of Ostertagia ostertagi, 1566 nucleotides long. NCBI's taxonomy places the organism in Eukaryota, Metazoa, Nematoda, Chromadorea, Rhabditida, Trichostrongylidae. The record is from the annotation of a GenBank genome assembly.
AUGCUGAGCCGGUUAUCACGGCAUGCGCUCCGGCGGACGUUUAGGACUUCGGAGGUUCUCAUGAAAGAUCUCCGGAGCGUUACACGUGUGCCGCUAUGCACUCCGCUGGACGGCGAAAAUGCGUUAAGUGCGCAAACUGAAAUGGAUUACGUGCCUUUUGAUUCAAAGAUGACUACACUGAAGUCAAAAAUACGGGUUGCAUCAGAGCCUCACUAUGGGGACUACUGCACUGUCGGUGUGGCAAUUGAAAGUGGAUGUCGUUUCGAGUCCGGAUAUCCCCUCGGCAUUUCACAUAUUGUGGAAAAAUUGGCAUUUGGGUCAACAUCGCGACACUCAUCGAGAGACGAGAUUUAUGCAGUGCUACAGGAAAAUGGUGGUUUGAUCGACUGUCAGAGCACCAGGGAUACAUUCAUCUAUGCUGCGAGUUGUCAUGUGACGGGUCUUGAAGCUGUCAUGGAAAUUAUCGCCAAUGCAAUUUGGCGGGCUCAGAAUACUCCAGAAGAGCUGGAAGAGGCCAAAAUGAUAGUGCAGUAUGAAAUUGAGGAUAUGCCAAAGAAAAUCGAAAGCACGGAACCGUUACUGACUGACUGGCUCCACAUGGCCGCUUUUCGCGACAACACGUUAGGAUUUUCAAAGUUUACCACUGAUGACGGGCUAAAGAAGAUCACUAGGCAACAUGUUAAUUCGUAUAUCAGUCAAUAUCACGCGCCAGAGCGCAUCGUAGUAGCCGGGGUGGGUGUUGAUCACGACGAGUUGGUUGCGGCUGUUCAACGACAUUUCACAGUUGGAACUGCAAUGUGGGAGAGGAAUCCGGAAGAGCUUCUUCCUAACCUACCUCAGAUUGAUCGAUCUGUCGCUCAGUACACUGGCGGAGAAAUGAGAAUCCAAAAAGACUUGUCCACUUUGGCUAUUGGCACACCUUACCCGAAUCUUGCUCAUGUAGCGCUAGGUUUUGAAGGCGUUAGUUACAAAGACCCAGAUUUUGUCGCAUUUUGUGUGCUACACAUGCUUCUUGGAGGAGGAGGCUCGUUCUCUGCUGGUGGUCCAGGCAAAGGGAUGUACACGCGGUUAUACACCGAGGUCAUGAACAGGUGCCACUGGAUAUAUGGUGCUACUGCCUACAAUCAUUCUUAUGCGGAUGCUGGAUUGUUUUGCGUCCAUGCCAGUAGCGAUCCUGAACAGAUUAAUGAUGUUCUUGUCAUUAUCCUCGAUCAGUUCUUUAAACUACUCAAAGGCGUUGAAAAAGAGGAACUGGAAAGGGCGAAGAUCCAGCUCAAAUCGCAGCUGAUGAUGAAUCUCGAGGUUCGGCCGGUGAUGUUUGAAGACCUGUCUCGUCAAGUGAUCGGACACGGCUAUCGGCGGAAACCUCAAGAGUACUUGGAGAAAAUAGAUAAUGUGAGCGCUGAAGAAAUCGUACGAAUUGCGGAACGUAUGCUGUCUGGCCGGCCCUCAUUGGUUGGAUAUGGAGAUAUUGGAAAAUUGGCGAGUUAUGAAGCACUUGAUGAUGCUGUGGCACAUCGACGUCUUCAAAGUCUCGUUUCACGGAAGAAAGCAUUUAGCUGGUGA